ACGGCCUCACCACCGAGAGCGGAUUCUACUACUCGUUUUAUGAUGGCUUUGUCCGCGCGCCGUCGUGGUACGCUGCUUUCGAAUCAGUGCUGCAAGAUUCGAGGAGCGAGUAUCCCGAUGUCAUCAUUCCUCUCCAGCGCUUCAACAUCUGGCCUGAAGUCGUAUGUGCAGUCGCAUUUCGCGCGAUGGCCUACGUUUUCCUUUUUCUGUUUGAGUGGUCAUGGAACUUUGCCUUUUUGUCUCCUGUCGGUGGACACCGUACCCUUUUUGCCGUGCUCGCGUGGAUAGGCGAAUCCUCUUCCUCGCUUCUAGGAAUCAGAGUUGGCGACGCCGAGUGGGCAGACGCGCUCCUUAGCCCUUUGUUCGGGUCCAAGUUCGCGUCGACAUAUCCUGGCCCCGCUGCUUUCCUGCAGGCGGAGAUGUUCGAUGUAACUUUUGCAUCCUGGCAAUUUUUUCAAUUAAUUCUCUUUUCUCUUAAUGCUGCCGGCCACAUCGCC
Amoebophrya sp. A25 is the source of this 497-nucleotide messenger RNA. NCBI's taxonomy places the organism in Eukaryota, Dinophyceae, Syndiniales, Amoebophryaceae. The record is from the annotation of a GenBank genome assembly.